Molecule: messenger RNA, 210 nt
Organism: Strongylocentrotus purpuratus (purple sea urchin)
Lineage: Eukaryota; Metazoa; Echinodermata; Echinoidea; Camarodonta; Strongylocentrotidae
Product: vicilin-like seed storage protein At2g18540
Exons: 3
Coding region: 1-210 (69 amino acids)
Source: RefSeq, a predicted model, not a curated record
AUGGGGAUCAGGGUCAAGUGCGAUGGCGAUCAACGAUCACGAGAAAUCCGAGAUGGAAAGAAACGGAGAGAGGAGGAGGAAUUAAGAAUGGUAAAAUCUGAAGAAUCCGAGAUGGAAAGAAACGGAGAGAGGAAACGGAGAGAGGAGGAGGAAUUAAGAAUGGUAAAAUCUGAAGAAUCUGAGAUGGAAAGAAACGGAGAGAGAUGGUGA